Messenger RNA from Prinia subflava (tawny-flanked prinia), 1684 nucleotides. RefSeq lists its product as uncharacterized. NCBI's taxonomy places the organism in Eukaryota, Metazoa, Chordata, Aves, Passeriformes, Cisticolidae. Bases 150 to 1661 code for a protein of 503 amino acids. The record is from RefSeq and is a predicted model, not a curated record. The transcript is spliced from 2 exons.
CCCGGACUUGACGUUAACACCAUUUUGUAAACCUUACAGGUUGAGGCUCACUCACAGUGCACACCUCAGAGAUACCAGCUGGUACCCAGUUCGCGUGGAUUGCGAAGACCUUCUGGACUGGCCUUUUCAAAGGAAAGAUCCGUCCAACCAUGAGCGCCAAGACUGCCAUCAGUUCAGCCGUCCUCUUCGCCAGUCUCCUGACCAUCGCCCAGGCGUGGCUCGUCCCCCAGCCGCAACAGAACGUCUGGACUGUCUUGGCCAAAUCACUGGGCCAAGACCACAUAUGUCUCAACCAAGCGAGUGCCGCGAAUCCCAUGGCAUCCUGCCUCGUGGGGAUCCCAUUUAAAGAUCGUGAGAUGCCCAAGAUGCUUCUAGGUUAUGCUCAAAAACUUAGACAAGAAGCUGCUAAAAUGGAGCAUAACCUAAAGCAUGCCCAUUACAUCGUCGCGUGGUACAAUUAUAUUAAAAGUCUUCCAAAGUUAGAAAACGAGCCUCAGGAGCUGGAGCUUCUAGGUUCCGCCAGAGCCGAAUCUUGUUUUCAUAUCCGCAACGACCACGUCCAGCGUCACCACCGUCAUUUUGUCUCCUCCAAAGCCCAUUUUAAUACUCAUUGGUGCAACGCUGUGUCCUUUAGUUAUCCUCCAAUCCCUCCCCAAAAAUCAGCCCAAGUCUUUGCCCAUCCCCGCCAGCUUCCCAGGGGAACAUUCUUGAUUUGCGGAGACCACGCAUGGGCAGGUAUCCCCUCUCACCUCUCCGGAGGCCCGUGCACCUUUGGGACCCUCGGAUUGUUUUCACCCAACAAAUCACAAAUUUUGGAUUGGGUUACACAAAAUUCUACAAAUGGUGCACAUCUAUUGGCACACUCUAGAAAGAAGAGAGAAGACUACUCUCUCAAAAAAUUGGCAGACGAUUGCGAUGAGGAAAUUAUCCAUUGGAGCAGAUCUAAAGGCAUCGCAAUCACAGUAUUUGCGCCGUGGGUCGCCAUUGCUAAGACCCUCGGAGAAUUAGGCCAUUUGGAAUGUUGGGUAGCUAAGCAAUCCCGUUUGACUUCUAGGGCCCUGUCAAACCUCCUGAAAGAUGAGGAAAUUACGAGGCAGGCAACCCUCCAGAAUCGUGCAGCCAUCGAUUACCUCCUGCUCCUCCACGGUCACUCGUGUGAGGAGUUUGAGGGGCUCUGCUGCUUUAAUUUGACAUCUAGGGCCAAGGGGACUCGCGAGGCACUCAAACAAAUGGAAAACAUGAUAGGAGACAUCAAGCAAGAAUACGGGGACUGGCUCAGUAAUUUGUUCAAGGGAUGGGGAAUCUCGGGUUGGACGGGAUCGAUUCUUAAAACUGUUCUGUUAAUUGUUUUUGUGCUUUUUGUUGCUAUUGCCAGCCUUGGACUAAUGAAAAAGAUGUUGCAGAAUUUGAUUUCUUCCUCCACAUCACCACCCAAAGCUGAAGUCCACCGAGUAGCCGUUGAAGUAGGCCCAGAAGCGUUCAAGGAAGAGGAGGAAAGCUUCGUUGAUGAGGACGAGCAGGCUGAACAGCUUGAAAUCACCGUAGAAGAAGUGCGCAGCCUUCCUCGAAAACAAUGGCCUACUCAACAGCAGUGGUUUGCAGAAUCAUACCUACGUUCUGAACACCUGGUGGACCCCCCUCAAUUCGGAUAUCUGAGAUAGGACUCACAGGGUCAAAAAUAAAA